AUGUGUAAUGUCGAAACAACUACAUCUUCUUAUUAUACUACCACUAAUUCUUCUAUUGACAAUGAUGAUAACAGUACUUCUUCUUCUUCUUCUUUUUCUUCUUCUUCGUCUACUUCAUCUACUCCAAAGGCUUCUGCAACACCAUUUAACGAUAACACAUCUAGUUACGACAUAUGUUCCGCCGUCACUGAGUCAGCUGUUUGUUACGGUAUGGCCUUGUAAUGUUACCACUUUUGUGUUUUUAUUUUACAAUAGUUUUUUAUACAGUAGUUGUAAAAGUGAAAAAGUUGAAGUCUAAAAAAAAUCUUGCCUUUGUAAAGCGUAUUUUACCCUCUGAGUGAUGUCGUUAUAACACAUAUGAUUUAAAAAAAAACAAGUCGUAAAUAAGGAAGGUUUAGAUUGUAUCCAUGGUAAUUUUGUAUGUGAAAACAAUGGAACGUGUGGGUGGUACGGUAACACAUCUGUUUGCGACUGUGAAUACGGUUAUAGUGGAGACUAUUGUGAAGGUAUUUUAUUUUUUACGUAAUAUAACUACAAAGUGUUUAUUGAAAAAUGAUGAUUAUAAUAUUAGAUUGUUCAAUUAAUCCUGUGCUUCCUUUCAAAAGAAAUUUUUGGGAUUUGAAGGCUCAAUAUUAUUUGAGCAACAUAACAUAAAAAAGAAAAAAGUAAUGUUCAUACCAUAAAGUCUAAAGUAAGUCCUUAAAUGUACUGUUACAGUAACCGAAGGCUGUGCAUCUUCACCAUGUUUGAAUGGUGGAGCAUGUACGAAUGUGAAUACAACUGGCUACGAAUGUGAAUGUCUUAGUAUAUAUAAUGGUACAAACUGCGAUAUCUAUGAUCCCUGUUCAGCUACACCAUGUGUCAAUGGAGAUUGUAUUAAUAAUGGCAAUGCGACGUAUUACUGUAACUGUACUACUGGCUACAAUGGCACUUUUUGUGAUACUAGUAAGUUUUUGUUACUUUUGUGGUAAAAUACGCUUCUUUUUUUAUGCCAUACUAACAUUUACAUUUAUUUAUUUAUAAUUAUUUUACUCUGUAAAGGGUAACAUCAUGUUACUUUAUUAUACUAUACCAUAACACAAAGUAAUAUAUUUAAAAUUUACAUAUAUGUCUUAAAUUAUAUAUUUAAAAAUAUUAAAUUUUUACAUUUUCAGUAAUAGACUAUUGUGAUGACGACCCAUGUAUGUACAACUCUACUUGCACAUCUUAUAUUGGGUAUUAUGAUUGUCAAUGUCUAGACGGAUCUUCUGGAGAAGAUUGUGAAAUUUUAACUGACAAUUGUAUUGUGAAUAGCACAUCAAACACGACUACUGUUUGCAACAGCCGUGAUGAAGAUGCGACAUGUACAAAUGGGUUCAACACAUACAAUUGUACAUGUUCAUCACAAUGGGCUGGUGCUAAUUGCACUAUUCGUAAGUUAAAAUAAGUCUUAAACAUUUUGAAAUACUUAAAUUAAUGUUGCACCUGAGUAAUGUUUUUAUAUCUGCUAAGACACAUUUCUUCGUAUAAAAUGUUUCUCGCAGUUCGCAGCAAUAAAUUUUCUUGCCUUUCGACAGAAAAUUGUCCGACUUACAAAAUGUUUAUAAAAUACUAUAAGGUCUUGAUUAUCUAGUAAAAAAUAAUAAAUUCAAUGUUUUAGCAAUCCAAGUCUGGCAAGCACUUCAAUAUUUCCCGGAUCAAAGCGAAUCUGUGGCUCUUUUUCUGGAAAACAUUUAUGGAGAUCCACAAGCAAUCGAAAAAGCAGCUCCGUAUGUUAUUGCAACUUUGGACCAGACCAACGUAACUGCAAAUGGGUGGAGUUUGGAUGAAACUGUUAUUUGGGCAGCGUUUGAGCAGCGGAUCUUCAACAAAACGUAAUUUUUCGCGAUAUUGUUUUAGAUUUAGGUACUUUUAAUGGAUUGGGCUGGUACUUGAUGGUUGGGCUCGUAUUUUGCUAAAAAGUUGUGAAAAGCUUUCAUAUACAUUGCAAAUUAAACUUCUAAAAUAAAAUUUUGAAAUUUGCAAUAUAAAAAAAGUUAUGUCGAAUUUUGAAAGAGGAUAUUGAUGUACCUAAAACACUAAUGGCUUCAAAGCUUCAAUCAUUUUCUUAAUUUGGCUGGAAUUUUGAUGAAAUCUACUGAUAAUAUGUUUAACGACUUGACAAUUUCUAAUUACAGUGACAACUUCUACGUGCUGACAGACGCGUCUCUCGGAAAUUGUUUUACCUUCAAUCAUCCAGACAAUCAAUUCACGUUUCAACUUCGAAAUUCUGGUGAAACUAACGGGUUUUCAGCGUUGAUGAAAGUGAAUCAAGAUGAAUAUUUGCCGUGGUUGGACAUUGCAAUGAUGAGCAUCUAUGUUCACGCUUAUGACACAUUGGUAUUUGUUGAAUCUUUGAGCUUUGAUGCGAUUCCUGGAGGAUUUACGGCUUUAAAGGUGUCUAAGGCACGGUUUUUUGUGUUUUUGUGAAUUUUUAGGUUUAAAAUUUCUGGUUUUGGCUAAGGAAUAUUGUUUUGAUUUUGUUACCUAAAAUAAUAUUCUUACUUCAUUUUGUUUUUCAUUAUGUUAUUUUACAUCAAUUUGUUAUUGUUGUGGCUUUUUAAAUUGAUUAUCUUGCUUUCAGUCGACAUACACAAGACUAGGGGGAAAUUUUGACGAAUGUGCGGCCUCAACGUCAGACGUUACAUCCUAUUUCUACCCUGGGAACUACACAUCAGAUGCCUGUUUGUGGAGUUGCUACCAGAUGCAAGUAAACGCAUCUUGUGGCUGUAUGGAUCCACGAUAUCUGAUGCCAAAGCGAGGGGCAUACCAAUGUGGAUUGUCCGAUGCUGUUUGUGUAUUCAAUGUCACAGAUGUUUUGGGGGAUCCAUCAACUUGGAGUACUUGUGAUUGUCCGACAGAAUGCGAAGCAAUUCAAUACGAUGUGCAGUGGGAUGGGGCUGGAUUUCCGGAUAGUGUAGGAGAUUUUGUAGUGUUAUGAAGUUUAUGAACAUAACAUGGACAAAUGUAAUAUAUGAAGAAAUUUUGAUUUUGUUAAACUUUUAAGGUGUGUUUUGUAAAAAUAGUCUUGAACUUAUAUUAAAACUGAUUUAAUUUUAGCCAGUCGAAUGUAGUGCAUACGACGACAAUUCUACGGCUUAUCAAACUUGCCUUACAAAUUUUCAAGAUUAUGCACAAGUCAGCGUUUACUUCCCUGAUAUUACCCAAACUACCUAUGCUGAAACUGCUAAGUGGACUGUAAGUUAAUUUUAAUUGAUAUAGGAUAUCUACGGAUUCAGUUUAACUUCUAUGAGAAUAAGUUUGGUUUUUAAAAGGGAUCUAUUAUUGUUUGGAAACAAAUUUAGGGAUCUAUUCUGCCAGGGAAACGUAGUUUCUUGGCUUAAGCUAUAAAAACUAUGUCUAAAGACUUGAUUGAUCUUCCACUCUCGAAUACUGAUUUCAUCGACGAGCUCAUCCUCUUGGAAUUUCUUCUAGUUUACGCUAUAAUCUUGUUGACAUUAGCUGCAAACGUUCUACAACCUAUUAUCAAGAAAGUCAUUACAGGUGAACAACAUAAUGGCGUACUUUGGUGGUCUCGUGGGUGCUGUAAUGGGAUUUUCGUUUGUUUCGGUGAUUGAACUCGCUUUCCUUGUCUACCGGUGCCUAUUAGUGUUGUGUACAAAUGAGAGUGCAACCCUCGAAGAGGUGGAUGUUGGUGGUGUAGAUGAAGAUGAAAACCAUCCAAAAACUACAAAGAUAGCCGACUCGAUUGAUCUUUUGGAACAAGGUUUAAAGACAGAAGCUACGGAAACCGGUGAAGCCAAGGUUCCAGAAGCCGUUCCGCCUUCAAUUGCGGGCAGAGAGCCGGCUGUAGCUCCAGAUGCUUCUAAUGCUACACAUGGAAUAGAGCCGAGUAAACCUCCAACUGGUGAAUUUACUACUGGAUCACCGAAUGAUGUAGCCGAAUCUACAUCGACUAGCGGGUUGGAGCCACCACCGCCGGUUCCUGUUUCUUCUGAAACUGCGCAGGCGCCAGUUGAUGCAAAAUAG
This is a messenger RNA of Bursaphelenchus okinawaensis, 4008 nucleotides long. NCBI's taxonomy places the organism in Eukaryota, Metazoa, Nematoda, Chromadorea, Rhabditida, Aphelenchoididae. The record is from the annotation of a GenBank genome assembly.